AUGCUGCUGUUAAAUUUUUUCAAAAAAAAAAAAAACGAAAAUAAUGUUGGAAAUUCCAAAACACUUCCACCAGAAUUAAUUCGUUCGAUUGUUCUUCAUUUGAAGAAUGAUAAAAAAUCUCUUCAUUCUUGCUUAUUAGUUUCUCGAGAUUGGUGUAAAGAAACGUUGAAAAAGGAAUUAUUAAAGCGAAAAGCGAAAGAAUUACUUUUGAUUAUUUCGAAUUUUUAUUUGUAUUGGACUUGCAUGAAUUAUAUUGUGCAAUUAAAGAUUGGAAUCAAUGGAAUAAAUCAAAUUCAAAAUUCAGCAAAGAUAAUUAUUCACCUUUAACAUUUGGAAGUAUAAUGAAAUACUUUAUUAUGAACACACCAAAGUUAAAAAUACUUUCAUUUGAUACAAAAUUUA
Rhizophagus irregularis DAOM 181602=DAOM 197198 is the source of this 402-nucleotide messenger RNA. Lineage: Eukaryota; Fungi; Glomeromycota; Glomeromycetes; Glomerales; Glomeraceae. The record is from RefSeq and is a predicted model, not a curated record.